AUGAUCCACGGCGUUUUGUUGGUGUCGCUUCUGCCGGUGGCCUUCGCCCUGCCGCCACCUGAAGGAGUUCACCUGAAGAGGGCUCGCCACCUUCCCGCCAGUCAUGAAGUCCGCUCUUCGUCUUAUUUCUCAAUAACCUCCCUAUUUCAGGACAAACAGCUCGAGCCACCGCCAAACCUGAAGAUCCGUUCGAGGAUGAUGGCAGCCAUGAACUCGGUAGGUGUAUCAAUCAAGAAACGUCUCAUUUUUGGAUUACUCCAAUCAACUAAAUUGGAGUGGAGCUCCCUUUCUAUGAGUAUUCUUGGAACUAGAACCAUUGCUUGUCACCUAUUCACUUAAAUAACGAGUCGAAAUUUUGCCGAUUUUCGAUUGCCGCACAUCUCUUUCUGAAGCUUGAGGAAGUUCUGUCAAAGACAAAAAAAAGGAAGAAUUUAAAGAAAUGACUACUUUUAGAAUCGAUCAACCGCUUCUCCCGAGAAGCCAGAACGGCCGUUGGUUUUCACCAAGUUUCGAAAGAUUAACAAGGGGGUUAGUAUUAUUUGUCAAAGUAGCGGAGAAUAUGUGAACUACUAGUUUUUUAAGAGUUAUAAAUUGUUUACAGGAGCAAAAACCAACUAUUGAAGUGAUAACUUCAGCUCCUUCGACUACAGUGAAACCCGAAAAGACAGGCAAAGAUGUAAGGCUUUUUAAAGAUGUAUUUUAAUGGCUUUAAAGUGAAGAUGACUUUUCAAGACCUUGUUAUUUCACUUUUUUGUAAUUAUUUUACAAAUCCACGAUUUAUUUAUCCUUUUAUAGACUUUUUUCAGAGCUUUGUUUUCUUUUUGCUGUUGAAGUUCACAGGUGUUUAAUAGGAAAAAUAAACUUCGAAAUUAUCAAAGAAAAAAAUUUUUCAUCUUUAUUUAAAUAUUUUUUUCUUUUUGACGAUCCAUGCAUUCGUGAAAGUUUUUGAAAAAAAUAAGAGGGUUCGGAAAAAAAGUAGGGUUAAGGGUUGAAGAAAGCUUAUGAGCUGAAAGCGGCCGGGAAAUUAUUUUUUUUUCUGUUUACGAUUUACAAUAACUUUUGAAAAAACAAAUUUCUACUGAGGUCCCAGUUUCAGUCAGGAGAGCGUGUGAAUCUUGCCGUCCGGCCUUUCUUGCAGACCAAUUUCGUCGACGCCAACGGCCACAUCGUCCAUGACGUCAUUGCGAUUCCGAUUCGCGUCUCCGACGGACAUAUUCAUGCAAUCACGUACGUUAAUGAAUGAUUAGGAAAAAUAUGCAGAAAUCGAACUUUUUUGCGAGAGAAAACCAGCGUUAACAUGACUUGAAAUUUUCAAAGUAUUUUUCUUGGGGCUCGACUUGGAGCAUCUUUGUUGUGGGUGGAAUGGCUUGAGGAGGCUGUUUCUCUAAGAUACCGCUAGGCGACCGUGACGCGUCCAAGAAUUCCACUUGCGAUCUUGAAAUUCCAAGUGAAGAGUAAUCAGUGUUGCUAGAUCCAUUUCUUCAACCGUUUACUUCAGAAGGAAGCCCAAUGCGACAGCGUCUUCGGCCGCCGUCGAAGCCGAAGACAAGGACGUCAGCGUCAAAUUCCAACCAUCUCAAACGGCUCUCUAA
Molecule: messenger RNA, 1592 nt
Organism: Caenorhabditis auriculariae
Lineage: Eukaryota; Metazoa; Nematoda; Chromadorea; Rhabditida; Rhabditidae
Source: the annotation of a GenBank genome assembly